AUGUCGACUCCGAUGAGAACCCCUCGCCAUUCUCGUUCCAAAUCAUCAGAUUCCUGUAAGUUUGCCGAGAACUUGCAACCCAAUAUCCCCUUCUCCACGCCGUCGAAGAAAAGUACCCCGUCAAAGAAAUCGGCCAGCAGGUCGGCGACAAAACCUAGAAAUACCGCACUUUUGUCUCCUCCGCCACCUCUGCCGCAGCGUGAGAGGAAGUUCGUCAUCGCUAAAAAGAGCAAUUCUACAAAGCAGGCGAACGAUGUCGACGCGAAGAAGCGACUGGAAGCCGCUUAUGAGAAGCUACGUGCUUCCCAAGAAGAGUUCUUUAAAAAGGACAUAGUUCCUGUGCUCAGGGUCGAAGAGUCCAGGAAUGAACAGAAGAAAGAGGAGGAGUUUAAGAAAAGUGAGAUAUUGGAGAGGAAGACGAAGAGUAUGGUGAUGGCGGAGGCGAUGAGUAGCAUUCCUGAGCCAGGUGCAGGGAGGGUGAAGCAUCUUGUGAAGGCUUUUGAGACUCUUCUUACGAUUUCGGAUGGGGAGGAAAGUGGAAAGAAUACAUUGAUGGAUUGGCUGUUGCCUAAGCUGCCUCGAAAGGUUGAGCAGAGUAACGGGGGGCCGUCUUCACCUAGUUUUGAUUCCGUUGAGUUUUUCACUGCUAGAGGACAUGAAAGAGAAACGAGGCUCUGCUCUUCUUUGGAUGGCCUUGAUGGAAGAUUGAGUUUGGCCAGUAGAACAUCUGGAGGAGGCCAGAGGAGUAGACGCCAUAGCCUCGACUCCUCAAGGAAGGGCUGGAACAAGAAGCUUAAGGUGACAAACCAGCAGCCUUUCAAGUUGAGGACUGAGAUAAGAGGGAGGGUUAAAGAGGAGAGAUUUGUGAAGAAGGUGACUGAAAUGUUGCUAGAGGAGGAGAAAAAACGUAUACCAAUUGCACAAGGUGUUCCAUUGACAAUUGAUGAGCCUGAGUGCUUGAUCAAACCCCCUGUAAAGGAGUGCACUGAACCACUUGACAUUGUGCUUCAUAGCGAUGUUCGUGCGAUUGAGCGUGCAGGAUUCGAUCAAUAUGUUAUGGAGAGGCUAGAGUUGGCUAAGCAGUUUAAGUUGGAAAGAGAAAGAAAACAAAAGGUACAUGCUUUAUUGCUUUCAUUUACUAUAAAUGCAAGCUAUAUAAGGAUUUAUCUGACGUUCUUUCUGCAGAUGGAAGAAGAAGAGGAAAUAAGGAGGUUGAGGAGAGAACUUGUGCCCAGAGCUCAGCCCAUGCCUUAUUUUGACAGGCCAUUCAUCCCCAAAAAGUAA
Dendrobium catenatum is the source of this 1284-nucleotide messenger RNA. RefSeq lists its product as uncharacterized. The transcript is spliced from 6 exons. Lineage: Eukaryota; Viridiplantae; Streptophyta; Magnoliopsida; Asparagales; Orchidaceae. Gene Ontology annotation, molecular function: microtubule binding; protein kinase activator activity. Gene Ontology annotation, cellular component: mitotic spindle; nuclear microtubule. Gene Ontology annotation, biological process: activation of protein kinase activity; mitotic spindle assembly; regulation of mitotic spindle organization. The record is from RefSeq and is a predicted model, not a curated record. The coding region runs from base 1 to 1284 and encodes 427 amino acids.